CUGCGAGGCUGCCACCACUCUCAUGUCAGCUCGGAGAAACAACAAAUGCUACCAUUCCAAGCUUUCGUCAGGUGAUGAUCCACUUCUGAAACUAACAGACCUCACUCUGACCUCAGUGCCAUCACCUCUUGCGUGCUCAUCGCUCUCCUCCGUCUCACCAUAAAUACCCACCUCCGCAUCAACUCGCUGACACACUCGAAGCCUCUCCGAGCUCAGAAGCAGUACGCAACGAUGAAGGUAGCACCUGCAGGCAUCCUCCUCGUCCUCGCAUUUGCACUCGUGGUGGUCGAGCCAACCCGUGCUUUCACUUGCAUCCAAGUCGAGGCGUGCCUGACUCCGUGCCUCACGUACCUGACGGGGCAGCAGCCGGCGCCGACGCCCGCGUGUUGCGACGGUGUUCGGAGGCUCGAGAACAUGGGCAUCACCCCCGCCGAGCGCCAGUUCGCAUGCAACUGCGUGAAGCAUGCGGCGGCGCACUUCCCCAACCUGAAAGACGACGCGGUCAGCGACCUGCCGAGGCUGUGUGCCACGCCGCUUCCCUUCCCCAUCAGCUUGGAGUUUGACUGCUCCAAGAUUCCAAACUAGGAGGAAAGCUUUGGGUGGCAAUAAAGGGCAGUGGCAUCGAUCUCUGGCAUUGUGCAGCUGCCUGAGAAUACGAGACUAUAUUAUCAGUAGGGAUAUAUGUAGGAAGAAAAGACGCAGCUUUCUUGCUGACACGCGCGAUGAAUAGCCUCUUCUUCAUGUUAUGAAUGUCACCAUGAUCGAGCAAGAAAUA
Messenger RNA from Musa acuminata subsp. malaccensis (wild Malaysian banana), 775 nucleotides. RefSeq names its product non-specific lipid-transfer protein A-like. Gene Ontology annotation, cellular component: membrane. Gene Ontology annotation, molecular function: lipid binding. Lineage: Eukaryota; Viridiplantae; Streptophyta; Magnoliopsida; Zingiberales; Musaceae. Gene Ontology annotation, biological process: lipid transport. The record is from RefSeq and is a predicted model, not a curated record.